AUGGGCAACACUCAACCACUUCAAAUGAAUCAUGUUUUUCAUCCACGUAGAACGGCCCGAAACAUCACAAUCAAUAUUUUAUGGUGUAGCGGUAUGCCGGCUGAUGUCUGGAGAGCACAAGUUCAGAUGGGAAUGAGAACUGAAUUUUGUGCACCGACUCAUUUCGUACCAUUAUUAAUCGAUCCAUUUAUCCAACCGGCUCCGCAACCAGUACUACAAGCACAACAACAGAAUCGACAACCUGCUACAACCUCUUCUAUAACAUUUGAUUCUGAAAAACCUCCAUUAUUUAAAGAUCCGAAACGUGUAGCAGUCUUCGUGAACAAACUUCGAGACACGUUUACAACACCACGAGAAGAACAAAAAGCAGUCAGACGAAAAUUCGAAGUUAAUGCCACUUUGGAAACAAGAUUAAAUGCUUAUGUUAAACGUAUAUUGAUAGAAAUUAGUGAUUUGUAUCUAUCUGAAGAAAUGGAAAAGAAAUCAAAAACACCUUAUUCUGAAACGGAUGCUCGUGAUUAUGUAUUUAAUCCAAAUAAUGAUAAACCAGACUUAUUAGUAACACCAACAGCACCAUUAGUUAAACAUAUAACUCCAGGAUCAAUUGAUCAUAUAAAAAUGAAUAAUAUCGGGUGGACCAGAUAA
This is a messenger RNA of Didymodactylos carnosus, 645 nucleotides long. Lineage: Eukaryota; Metazoa; Rotifera; Eurotatoria; Philodinida; Philodinidae. The record is from the annotation of a GenBank genome assembly.